AUGUCGAGGAACUUCUCUGACACAGGCAGCAGAAAAGAACAUGUUAAAAUCACAAGUGAGCCCAAACCAGGAUUUCUGGAGAGGCUAAGUGAGACUUCUGGAGGCAUGCUGAUGGGACUUGUGACAUUCCUUCUGGCUUUCUACCUUCUUUUUACCAAUGAAGGACGAGCUUUAAGGACAGCCAAAUCACUCGAUGAGGGACUUUCUCUUGUGAUCUCUCUUGAUAGCAUCCACAGCAUCUCUCAGCAGAACGAAGGGAGACUAGUGCACUUAGCUGGUGCUCUGAGUACAUCUAAGCCUUUGUUUGACCCCAGCUAUGGGCUUUCCAUCCAGGCUGUCAAACUGAAGCGUAACGUGGAAAUGUACCAGUGGGUAGAAUAUGAAGAAUCCAAAGAAUAUGAAGAGAAUGGUGAGAUUAAGAAAGAGACAAAGUAUUCGUACAAUACAGAGUGGAAAUCGGAAGUCGUGAACAGCAGAAACUUUGAUCGAGAAAUUGGACACAAAAACCCAAGUGCCAUGGCUGUGGAGUCUUUCACUGCUGUGUCUCCUAACGUCCAGGUUGGCAGCUUUGUUCUUUCCAAAGGUCUCGUGGAUAAAAUCGAUGACUUCAAGCAGUUGAGUUUGUCACACCUCGAGGAUCCACAUGCUGAUGUUACCCGAGGAGGAGAUUACUUCUAUCACAGUGAGAACCCCAGGCGACCAGAAGUAGGAGACCUUCGUGUCUCAUUCUUCUAUGCAGGUCUGAGUGGGGAUGACCCCCAUUUGGGCUCUGCUGAUAAGGUGACUGUGAUCGCUCGCCAGCGAGGUGAUCAGCUGGUCCCAUAUCAUACCAAGUCUGGAGAUGUCCUACAGAUUCUAUAUCCUGGGGAUCUCCCUGUGGAGGAAGUGUUUCAGAAGGAGCACCAGAGUAACACCAUGAAGACCUGGGGCCUCCGCGCAGCAGGUUGGCUCUCCAUGUUUGUAGGCAUCAGCCUCAUGACCCGAAUCUUUUACACCUUAGUGGACUGGUUUCCCAUCGUGAGAGAUAUGGUUAACAUUGGAUUAAAAGCAUUUGCCUUCUGCAUGGCCACUUCGCUGUCACUCCUGACCAUCUCCGUGGGUUGGCUCUUCUACCGCCCCCUCUGGGCCCUGCUCAUCGCGUCGCUCUCCAUACUUCCCAUCGUGGUUGCAAAGUCGCGUGUUCCGCCCAAGAAGCAGCAGUGA
This is a messenger RNA of Acanthisitta chloris (rifleman), 1203 nucleotides long. RefSeq names its product transmembrane protein 43 (gene TMEM43). The transcript is spliced from 12 exons. Lineage: Eukaryota; Metazoa; Chordata; Aves; Passeriformes; Acanthisittidae. Gene Ontology annotation, cellular component: nuclear inner membrane. Bases 1 to 1203 code for a protein of 400 amino acids. The record is from RefSeq and is a predicted model, not a curated record. Gene Ontology annotation, biological process: nuclear membrane organization.